Molecule: messenger RNA, 1347 nt
Organism: Ogataea angusta
Lineage: Eukaryota; Fungi; Ascomycota; Pichiomycetes; Pichiales; Pichiaceae
Exons: 1
Coding region: 1-1347 (448 amino acids)
Biological process (GO): protein O-linked glycosylation; protein N-linked glycosylation; cell wall mannoprotein biosynthetic process
Cellular component (GO): membrane; Golgi apparatus
Molecular function (GO): alpha-1,2-mannosyltransferase activity
Source: RefSeq, a predicted model, not a curated record
AUGUUGCUUAAUAAACGGUUUAUCCGGCUCUCAGCCGGAAUCGUAGCACUGGUGUUCAUCUUAGGGUUCACGCUCCACGCAGCACGCGAGACGCAAACUCUGAAGGGCGCCUCUCAGAUGUUCGAUAGCUACCGUACCGAUCUCCAAGGAUACAUCACAAAGACGGCCAGCAAGAACAAGAAAAUGACCGCUGAGGAGGUGAAGCAGGCCCUGACUUUCAAAAAUGGUGCGUUCCCUGAGGGAACUCCUAAAGAGACGAUUGUGGAGGAGCAAAUGAAGUUCCACAGAGAGGUGUUGAGCAAGAAGAUCGACGAGCCGAAGGGCAUGAAGCUGGUGCACAAGCAGGACGGCGACACCAGCUACGAGCUGGCCAACGCGACUCUGUUGUCUCUCGUGAGAAACUCCGAACUGGAGGGCAUCGUCUCGUCGAUCAGACAGCUGGAGGAGACCUGGAACUGGCGUUACAACUAUCCGUUCACGUUCAUCAACGACGAGGAGUUCACUCCAGAGUUCAAGAAACGCGUGGAGGAGGUGUGUUCCGGCAAGGUGUACUACGAAAUCAUCCCCAAGUCGAUUUGGGAGAAGCCAGCGAACAUCGACCCUGUUCUCUACAAGAACGGCAUUGCCAAGCUGACUGCGAACAAAGUGAACUACGCCAGUCUCGAGAGCUAUCACAACAUGUGUCGGUUCAACUCUGGCUGGUUCUACAGACUGGAGGGCCUGAAGAAGUUCAAAUACUACUGGAGAGUCGAGCCCAACGUGAACUUCUUCUGUAAGGUGGACUACGACGUGUUCAAAUUCAUGAGAGACAACGAGCUGACGUACGGCUUCACUGUGAGCUUGUACGACGAGCCUUUGACGAUCGAGACCCUGUGGAAGACCACUGUUGACUUCUGUCUUGCCCAUCCCGAGUAUGUGCAUCCGAACGGUGCGUUCAAGUGGCUGACAGAGAACCAGCAGAACCCUCAUAACACCAACGGGGCAGGCGGAUACUCGACGUGCCAUUUCUGGUCGAACUUCGAGAUUGCAGAUAUGGACUUCUACAGAGGAGAGGCGUACUCGAAGUGGUUCGACGCUCUGGAGGCCGCUGGUGGAUUCUACUACGAGAGAUGGGGAGACGCCCCCGUGCACUCUGUGGGAGUCGGGCUGUUCGAGGACAAGAGCAAGGUGUGGUGGUUCAGAGACAUUGGCUACCACCACUCGCCAUACGAGAACUCGCCUAACAGCGACAAGUGCUCCACGGACCACGAGCCAGGGUACUUUGCGCCUCCCGACGUGUACGACCAGAACUGUCUGCCAAACUGGAUCAAGUACUCGAUGACCGAGAAGCAGCUGAAUAUGUACUGA